AUGUUUAAUGAGGAUGAAUUAAAUGGUAAUUCAGUAGCCUCUAAGUCCAAUGAAGCUAACUUGACCACUAUUACUAUGGUUUAUAAUAAUAAUUAUGUUAAAUACAAUUUAUAUCAUAUAUCCAUAGAUGUUUUCUACAGCAAAUAUGGUGAUUUUCACACUAUUGAUUGGCAACGUGAUUUGGCUCGAGACAGAAUACGACAUAAGUAUGUAGUAAGCCGAAAACGAAACAUUCCUUCUGGCAUGCUAUACAGUAUGUGGGAUGCAGGUAGUGGUUGGAUAUGCGUUCUAAUGGUGGGACUUGCAGCUGGUGCGAUUGCUGGUAUCAUUGAUAUGGGUGCACGGUGGAUGAGCGAUCUGAAAGAUGGUAUCUGUGCAGAUCGCUUUUGGCUCGAUCGUGAGCAUUGUUGUUGGUCAGCCAAUGAUAGUGUUUAUAAAGAUGCGGAUUGCUCAGCAUGGUCAUCUUGGCCAGAAAUGUUACAGUUUACUGAGCGGAACUUCUUAUAUUAUCUUUUUGAACUUUUUUUCUAUUGCGGAUGGAGUUUGCUUAUGACAGGACUUGCUGUUUCUUUAGUGAAGAUUUUUGCUCCAUAUGCCUGUGGAUCAGGUAUACCCGAAAUUAAAUGUAUUCUUUCUGGUUUUAUUAUUCGUGGAUAUUUAGGAAAAUGGACAUUUAUUAUAAAAUCAGUUGGUUUGAUUCUUGCAUCAGCUUCUGGUUUGAAUUUGGGAAAGGAAGGUCCAAUGGUGCAUCUUGCAUGCUGUAUUGGCAAUAUUUUUUCAUAUCUUUUUCCUAAAUAUGGUUCAAAUGAAGCCAAAAAACGUGAGAUUUUGAGUGCUUCAGCUGCUGCAGGUGUAUCUGUAGCUUUUGGUGCUCCCAUUGGAGGCGUUAUGUUUAGUUUGGAGGAAGCAAGUUAUUAUUUUCCCUUAAAAACUAUGUGGCGUUCUUUCUUCUGCGCUCUUGUUGCCGGUAUUAUUUUGCGCAUAAUGAAUCCUUUUGGUAGUGAUCAGACAUCGUUAUUUCAUGUGGAUUAUAGCAUGAAAUGGACUUUCAUAGAGCUGAUUCCAUUUGCUGGCUUGGGUAUUUUUGGUGGAAUCAUUGGUAGCCUAUUUAUUUGGGCGAAUAUUAAAUGGUGCAGGUUUAGAAAAACAAAUAAAACACUCGGAAGCAAUCCAAUCAAUGAAGUCUUAGUAGUUACCUUAAUUACAUCCUUUUUAAGCUACUUUAAUCCAUACACGCGAAAAAGCGCUUCGUCCUUGAUAAAACAGUUAUUUGAUCGUUGCGGACCUGAAGAUUACAUGAUGGAUCUUUGUGAUUAUCAAAAUAAAACUUUCAGUUCUGAUAAAAGUGCUUUUUUGCAAUUGAUAGUGGCCUUAAUAAUCAAAUUUGUUCUAACCAUAUACACUUUUGGAAUAAAAGUGCCAUCAGGAUUAUUUGUUCCAAGUUUAGCGAUGGGUGCAAUAGCCGGUAGGCUACUGGGCAUCACAAAAGAUGGUAUACAGAGCAGCAUUUGGUCUUGUCAGAUAGGUAAAGACUGUGUUAUGCCUGGGUUAUAUGCUAUGGUUGGUGCCGCUGCUGUAUUGGGAGGUGUUACCAGGAUGACAGUAUCACUGGUAGUUAUAAUGUUUGAGUUAACUGGAAGUCUAGAAUUCAUUGUUCCCACUAUGGUAGCUGUUAUGUUCGCUAAAUGGAUCGGUGAUGCAAUCUAUAGAUUGGGCAUAUACGAUGCUCAUAUUGAUCUCAAUGGUUAUCCGUUUUUGGAUAAUAAAGGGGAAUAUCCUUUUUCAACUGUGGCUGUGCAAGUUAUGAAACCAUUGCCAGAGAAAUCUUUUGUUUUAGGUGGUGAUCCGUUGCGAGUACUCACCCAAGAUACCAUGACUGUAAGUGAUGUUGAAAUGUUGAUGAGGGAAACCGAUUACAAUGGCUUUCCGGUAAUUGUCAAUGAAGAAAAUUAUUUUCUUGUCGGUUUUUGCACAAGGCGAGAUUUGCAACUGGCACUUUUAUCAGCGCGUAAAACUCAAGCAUUUAUUGUUCCCAAUUCAAUUGUUUAUUUUACAUCUGAUACGCCUGAAGAUCAGUCAGCUGAUCCUUGUCCAUUACGUCUUCGUAAAAUUAUUGAUUUGGCACCAAUGACAGUAACAGGUCAAACACCAAUGGAAACUGUAAUCGACAUGUUUCGGAAAUUGGGAUUACGUCAAGUGCUUGUCACUCAUAAUGGUCGUCUUCUCGGAAUAAUAACGAAGAAGGAUAUCCUUCAUUUUAUGAAAAAAAAUGAUAAUCUUUUCGUAUAA
Dracunculus medinensis (Guinea worm) is the source of this 2289-nucleotide messenger RNA. NCBI's taxonomy places the organism in Eukaryota, Metazoa, Nematoda, Chromadorea, Rhabditida, Dracunculidae. The record is from the annotation of a GenBank genome assembly.